UUUUAUUUUGUCAUUAAGCUCGGAAUUAAAUAUAAUUGUUGUUUUAGUUUUAAAUAUUAUUCUCUGUUUUAUAUCAUACAGAUAAAGGAAUAAGAGAUUUGAUGAAAAUCAAAUAAUAUAUUCUUAAGUCAUUUUACAAACAUUUAAUAAGACAGUGAUUUUGUUUCUCCCGAGAACCUUUCUUUUAUGCAAAAAUGAUGCCCAGUAGAAUUGGUCACUUACCUAUAUCAUCUGAGAAUCCUUUAGGCCUGUCAUGGCAUGAUUCUUCUUGGAUCCCGUCAUUAAACCCAUCAAAUAUAAUGGAUUACUUCUCAGAAAGAUCAAACCCUUUUUUUGACCGCACAUGUAAUAAUGAAGUCGUUAAAAUGCAACGUCUUAGUAUGGAUCAAUUGCAGAAUAUGACAGGACUUGAAUACAUAUUGUUACACGUUCAGGAACCAAUUCUAUAUGUUAUUCGUAAACAACAUAGACACAGCCCUGUUCAAACCAUACCACUCGCAGAUUACUAUAUCAUUGCAGGAAUUGUUUAUCAAGCACCUGAUUUGGCCAGUGUAUUGAACUCAAGAUUGUUAUCAGCAGUUCAUCAUCUACAGUGUUCAUUUGAAGAAACUAUGACAUACUCCAAGUACCACCCAAGUAAAGGAUAUUGGUGGGACUUCAAAGCAAAUAAGUCAGGUCCUUUUAAUAUGGGUCAAUCUGCUCCUAAGGAAGUUACAAGUACACCAAAAGAGGAGCCUUCAACAUUGUUUCAAAGACAAAGGGUAGAUAUGUUAUUAGCUGAAUUAGUUCGACAAUUUCCUUUACCAGUGACUCAAACUGCCAUAAAUCAGAAUGGUGUUACUGUAAAGACUGAAAAUACAAACGAUAAAAACUCAGAGAAAGGAGCAGAUGGCAACUUGAAUAAUAUAACAAUUAAACAAGAACCAUUGGAUCCCAUUAGCUCAGACAUGACUAAUGGUAAUAUGCAAGGACACAUGGAAAUUAAAACUGAGAUUAAACAAGAGAACAUGAAACCUCCUCCAGAAAAGAAAUCAAGAAUAUAAAAAAAUUGUAUUUAGAAAUUAUUAAGAAAAAUAAUUAUUUGUAAGUGAUUGUUUAUAUGCAAUUUCUUUUAUCAAUAUUUGUAACUUUAGUAAAUUAUUUGUUAUAAUUAAAUAUGUGUCCUACUUCUUAAAA
This is a messenger RNA of Nymphalis io (European peacock), 1176 nucleotides long. It is a transcript of the gene MED6, whose product is annotated as mediator of RNA polymerase II transcription subunit 6. Bases 195 to 1043 code for a protein of 282 amino acids. NCBI's taxonomy places the organism in Eukaryota, Metazoa, Arthropoda, Insecta, Lepidoptera, Nymphalidae. Gene Ontology annotation, biological process: regulation of transcription by RNA polymerase II. Gene Ontology annotation, cellular component: core mediator complex; mediator complex. The record is from RefSeq and is a predicted model, not a curated record. Gene Ontology annotation, molecular function: transcription coactivator activity. The transcript has 5 exons.